This is a messenger RNA of Hippocampus comes (tiger tail seahorse), 2666 nucleotides long. RefSeq names its product arylsulfatase family, member Ia (gene arsia). The record is from RefSeq and is a predicted model, not a curated record. NCBI's taxonomy places the organism in Eukaryota, Metazoa, Chordata, Actinopteri, Syngnathiformes, Syngnathidae. The coding region runs from base 363 to 2075 and encodes 570 amino acids. The transcript is spliced from 3 exons. Gene Ontology annotation, molecular function: sulfuric ester hydrolase activity.
GAUAUUCUAUGGCAAAUAUGACACUUUGUAUCUUUGAGGCCAGGACAGUAGGUUUUUACCUGUCCAAGCUCCUUAGUCUCCAAACCUCCAAACUUACACAAGGAAGUUAAAACUUCAAGUGCACCCCUUUCUCACUCUGACCUGCUUUAAAUUCUGCCUCUCUCGCUGGCACAUUGCUUGUACCAGGGAUCCCUCCCCUGCCCGGAAAACAUCUUGCCCUUUAUGGGAGGCUCAUUAGUUACCCAACAGUCUUCAUACUCACAAGUCUUCCUGCUGCCAACAUCAACACGAGCAAGCAACUGCAAGAUGCUUUGGUGACAUCACGCCAGAGACCGGAUUGUUCGGCCUUUAGACGAAUAACAAUGGCUACAACGGCCCUAACGGGAUUCUCCAUGAUGAGUCUUCUCAGUCUCGGAUAUCUGACCUGGGAUCUGAAUGGUCCGAAUCAGGUCGAAAAAGAUCCUGGUCAGACUUCUGGCAGAGGGUCUCUUGGUUCAAAGCCUCCUCACAUAAUCUUCAUCAUGACAGAUGAUCAGGGAUUCAACGAUAUCGGCUAUCACAGCUCUGACAUAAAGACACCAGUGCUAGAUAAGCUGGCUGCCGAUGGGGUGAAGCUGGAGAAUUAUUACAUCCAGCCCAUAUGCACGCCGUCCCGAAGCCAACUCAUCACUGGGAGGUACCAGAUUCACACAGGUCUCCAGCACUCCAUCAUCCGCCCCCGCCAGCCCAACUGUCUCCCCUUUCACCAUGUCACCCUCCCUCAGAGGCUGCAGGAGCUCGGGUACUCUACCCACAUGGUGGGCAAGUGGCACCUGGGCUUUUACAAGAAGGAGUGCCUGCCAACACGACGUGGCUUUGACACAUAUUUUGGCUCCCUGACUGGUAGUGUCAACUACUACACCUACAACUCCUGUGACGGUCCGGGCCUGUGUGGUUAUGACCUCCACGAAGGCGAGACAGUAGCCUGGCGUGAGAGGGGGAAAUACUCCACCCAUUUAUACACACAGAGGGUCCGCAAAAUCCUGGCAAGACACGAUCCCCACACUCAGCCACUCUUUAUCUACCUUUCCUUUCAAGCUGUUCACACACCCUUGCAGUCCCCACGAGAGUACAUCUAUCCGUACCGAGGGCUGGGCAAUGUGGCUCGCAGGAAGUAUGCUGCCAUGGUUUCUGUGGUGGAUGAGGCUGUUCGGAAUAUAACAUAUGCCCUCCGUAAAUACGGCUACUAUCAAAACAGCGUCAUCAUCUUUUCUACGGACAAUGGGGGACAACCACUCUCUGGUGGCAACAAUUGGCCACUUCGGGGGCGUAAAGGCACCUACUGGGAAGGUGGCAUCCGAGGCUUGGGAUUUGUGCACAGUCCUCUGUUAAGGAGGAAGAAGAGGGUGAGUAAAGCCUUGGUCCACAUCACUGACUGGUACCCCACACUAGUACACCUGGCAGGUGGCAAUGAGUCCCUUACUAAGAGCGUGGAUGGAUUUGAUGUUUGGGAAGCCAUCAGUGAAGGGAAGGAGUCUCCCAGAUUGGAGAUCCUACACAACAUUGACCCUCUCUAUAACCGUGCUCGGAGCGGAUCCCUGCAGAAGGGAUAUGGGAUUUGGAAUACAGCCGUGCAGGCCUCAAUCCGAGCUGGAGACUGGAAAUUGCUGACCGGAGAUCCUGGUUACGGAGACUGGACACCGCUGCAGGUGCUUCCGAGCUUCCCUGGCAGCUGGUGGAACCUUGAGAGGCACAUUGAACCCAAGAAAUCGGUAUGGCUUUUCAACAUCUCUGGAGACCCCUAUGAACGUUUUGACCUCUCUGAACAGAGACCAGAUGUUGUCAAAGAGUUGAUGGCGAGACUGGUGUACUACAACCGUACCGCCGUCCCAGUGCGCUACCCAUCAGAGGACCCGCGGGCUGAGCCCAGCCUGAAUGGCGGUGCCUGGGUUCCAUGGGUGGGAGACGAGGAAGAGCACAGCUGGGGCACCUUUUAUCCGAAGAAGAAUAUGGACUGGAAGAAGAAGCUUAAACUGUCUUAUAGCAGAUCGUUUUUCAAGAGACUCAACACUAGGAUCAUGUCAAACAGGAUAUGAAUAUAUAAUCUUAAAACACAUGGAUAUCACAGAUUAAAUGUUCAAGGAGGAAGGGCCUGGUGUGAAUAUUGAGAAUCUGCAAUUAAUUAUUGACUCCCCUCCACCCCCCAAAAAUGUUCAUAAUUGGCUAUACAUGCCAGAAAAUUGCAGCAAAACUCUACCUUUGUCUAAAUGAAACUACUCAAUUGACUUCAACAUAGUUCUUUGACACCAAUGAGCCAUGUCAUGGUCGCAAGACUCUUGUUUUUUUUUAAAUGAGGCUCCUCAACUCACUUCAACAUAAUUCCAUGGCACCAAGUGCCGCCACGGUGUUAAGAAAGACACAUUUUUGUCUUAUUGGAAGAGUGAUGCAAGUCUGGAUUCCAACUUUUUUUCCUUCUUCUUUAGGAUUAAAUAUUAUGUUAUGUACAUUUGACACAACUAUUUCACAUUCUGAAUUGUCCACACAUCAUACAGAUGAUGUUCCUGUUGGUCAGAGCCAGGCUCAUUGCCUUAUUGCAUAGGUGUUAAACUCAGGUCCGAGAGGGCCGCUGUCCGGCAUGUUUUCCAAGUCUCCCUGUUGCAACACAACUGAUUCAAAUGAUCAGAUCA